Molecule: messenger RNA, 4431 nt
Organism: Pantherophis guttatus
Lineage: Eukaryota; Metazoa; Chordata; Lepidosauria; Squamata; Colubridae
Gene: DTX2
Product: deltex E3 ubiquitin ligase 2
Biological process (GO): protein ubiquitination; Notch signaling pathway
Molecular function (GO): zinc ion binding
Source: RefSeq, a predicted model, not a curated record
GCGUGCGCAUUUCCGUCACCCGGAGGAGGCGAUGCGGGACUUGUUAAAGAGCCGCCGUUUUUUCCAUUCUGGAGUGUUUUUCCGGUAAGCCGCUCCAGGUCUGUCAAGGUAUCGUUGCUGAAGAUGACCGAUUGGAUUCUGAAUUAACACCACUUCCAAAUCCCUGUCCACCUUUUUUAAAGUGGGCAAAACCUAUUCAAAAAUGGCAACUUUGCCAAGUACAUCUGCUGGGCCUCCACCAUCCCUCACGGAUCCAGGAGUGGCUGUGUGGGAGUGGCAGGAUGAGUUUGGCAGGUGGAGGCCAUACCGAAGUAGCGUGUGCAGCUUCAUUGAGCAGUCUUUCCAGGUUCUCAUGGUGAAAGGCCGGCGAUCACUGGGAACCUGGCCUGUCAAUGGCAGCAUACCCUUGGGACAAGCUGAUUCAACUCUGGCUCCCUACAUAAUUGACCUACCGAGUCUCACCCAGUUCCGGCAAGAUACAGGGACCAUGAGAGCCGUACACAGACAUGUCUUCCAGCUUGAUUCGGCACCUGGACAGGGAGUGGUUUGGGAGUGGCAGAACGACGAAGGAAGCUGGUUUCCCUACGAGAUGAAUGUUUGUGUCUAUUUGGAGCAAGCUUUCUCGCUCAGUAGCCCUCAGGUGGAUCUUGGGCCCUUUGGUUACAAUUAUGGGAUUGAUUUUGUAUCACAGACCCAGAUCAAUAAAACCACUGGGUACCAGCGAAGAAUCCGUCGGUGUGUGGACUCUCCAUACCCAGUAGCCACAACCCCAGGGCCUACUCACAGUGGGCCCACCUGUUCAUGCCAACAGUGCUUGUUGAAUAGUGGAACUGGCCCCAUAACCUCACGGUAUCGGCACUCAAUGGUGAAUCUUCCUGGACAUUCAUCAGGAACGACUCCCAAAUUCCUUACUGGUAUACAAGGGGCCAAUAGAAACUCAGGACUCGGUGCUUCUCUGGUGGGCUUUGUGCCUUACAAUAAACCAGCCCUCUCUGGAGCAAGAUCGAUGCCAAGACUGAACAUGCAGAGUGCAGGGUCAGCAUCGCAAUCUGCAGCCAUUGGUGGGGCCAGCUCAGCGCACACAGCAUCCAAAGGAACCAGUGUACCAAAGUUACCAGUGACCAUGUCCAGACCCAGCAAAGUGAAUGAAGCUCUGGCAGGCAUGAUGGCCUUUCUGAUGUCAGUCCCUGGAUUUCCUGUGCACCUCACCCAAGCGCCUCAGCCUGCCCGUGCCCAUAGAGCCUCUAAAAAACUCUGCUCAGUUAAGGGAAGGAGGAGAGUGGUCACCAAAGAUAGCAAGACCAGGCCGGAAGAGGUUGUGAAGAAAUAUUUGGAAGAGCUGAAGACGCCUCCAGUUGACGAGGACUGCAUCAUCUGUAUGGAAAAACUGGGUGCCCCUUCAGGGUACGGCGAUGUCAAUGAGAGCAAGACAAUCCAACCUGGAAGUGUGGGGAGGCUGGCCAAAUGUGCUCAUACCUUUCACCUACUUUGUGUGCUGGCCAUGUACACCAGUGGCAACAAGGACGGCAGCUUACAGUGUCCCUCUUGUAAGGCCAUCUAUGGUGAGAAGACAGGCACACAGCCCAAUGGCAAGAUGGAUGUUCACAAACUCUCAGAGUCUCUACCAGGGCACGAGAAUUGUGGGUCAAUACAGAUUACAUACAAUAUCAACAGAGGCAUUCAGGGUCCAGAGCAUCCCAGCCCAGGGCUGCCAUACACUGCAAGAGGAUUCCCACGAUAUUGUUAUCUACCCGAUAGCGAGAAGGGACGAAAGGUGCUGGAACUUUUAAAGGUGGCGUGGAGAAGGCGCUUGAUCUUCACUGUAGGAACAUCUAGCACAACUGGCGAGAACAACACUGUGGUGUGGAAUGAGAUCCACCACAAGACAGAGAUGGCCUCCAAUGUCUCAGGCCAUGGCUACCCAGACCCUAACUACCUUGACAAUGUGCUAGCGGAGCUGGCAGCUCAAGGGGUCACAGAAGAUUGCCUGAGUCCAUGAGUUUAGCCUCCAUCUUGGGCUGGAGCUGCAAUCAAAAGUGGAGUUCGUCUUCUCCAUGACUAUGGGUGCCUCUCCGUUGUGGAUGGCAGCUACAAAUCCCCACCUCUGUUGCCUUACGUUUGCUUGCCCUUUUGCUGAGCAAUAACACAGUCUCUGGGAUUGUCCAGUAUGAUUGUGAAGAGAGGGUUAUAUAUAUAAAAAGAUAUUUUAAGGGCAUUUACAGUCCUGACACAGAUUGGUCAUAUACAAUAAACCUCCCUUCACUAGAUAAAACACAUAAAAGGUGUUUUAAAGAUGGUGGCUUAAUCCUCAUAUUGUGUCCUUCCAUAUGUGGUUGCAUGAGUGUUGAAGAUACGCCAAGUGGCUGGAAGUGAAAGAACACAUACUGCUAUUUGUUCGUUCUUACUUUCGAUCAAGAAUCAGAUGCUGCUUUGAGGCAGAACUUUUGGAACCAAGGGAUAUUUCCUUGCUUCAGUGCAUUAACAAAAUCAUGUUGUUUAGCAACAAAAUCAGUACUAGAAUCUGAAGAUAUAUAUAGCAGCUUUCCACAAUUUGCUGUCAAAGUCUGCUAGAAUAUGGUUAUGGCUAUGCCUGUUCCAAAUAGUAUCACAGUGGGCGGUAGCACAUAGCAGCUUGGAUUUUAAAAGAAAGCCAAGUGAGGUGGGAAAAGAUUUAUGCUUGCAUAAGAGGCUAGGAUGAAAUCCCAGGUCUGUAAGCUACGGUAGUUUGGGAAGUUGGGGAGGAAAAAAAUAUCUGAGAAGGCUAUUUCUGUCCUGUUACCGAGAAAACUACUUGGACGUGGCCAGGAGGAAUUGGGUUUGACUUACCAUAUUUUUCGGAGUAUAAGAUGCACUUUCCCCCCCCCAAAAGAGGGUGAAAAUUUGGGUGCAUCUUAUACACCGAAUGUAGCCCCACCUACCCACCGGCCCCCACCCUUUGGCCUCUGCCUCCCAGCAAUUUACCUCCUUGCAGCAAACAGCCCAUUUCAGCUUCAGCACAGCCUGUUUAGCAUAAGCAGUUUAUUUAUUUAUUUAUUUUAUUAAAUUUCUAUACCGCCCUCCUCCCGAAGGACUCAGGGCAGUGAACAGCCAAAAGAUAAAACACAGAGAUACAAAAUUUAAAAUAGAUUAAAACAGAUUAAACAAUUUGGCUAAAUUUUAAAAUAUCCCAUAAUUAAACAAAUUAAAAUUAAUGUUUAAAAUUUAAAUUGAAAAAUUUUAAAAGGGAGAAGAUUUAGGCCAGGCCAGCUUGAUGAAAUAAAAACGUUUUAAGCGCACGACGGAAGGUGCGCAGAUCCGGGAUCCUCCGUAUCUCUGGGGGGAGCUCGUUCCAGAUCAUAGGUGCCCCCACAGAGAAGGCUCUCCCCCUAGGGGCCGCCAGUCGACAUUGUUUGGCCGACGGCACCUGGAGGAGCCCUUCUCUAUGGGAGCGUACUGGCCGGUGGGAGGCUAUUGGUGGUAGCAGGCGGUCCCAUAGAUAACCAGUUGAUUGUCGGUUGGAUCAGCCUCCUGACCCGUAACUGUUUCAGGCUGCAGGGAUUGCCUAUUGCCGUGCUGGCCUCCGCUGUUUGCUGCAAGGAGGCAAAUCGUUGGAAGGCCGAUUUUCUUUUCUUGUGCUAAUCAGGCUGUGAUGAAAAUGAAACUAAAGCAGGCUGUUUGCUCUUUGCUGCAAGGAGGCAAAUUGCUUGGAGGCAGAGGCAGAUUUUUUUUUCUUGUUUUCCUCCCCCAAAAAGGUAGGUGCGUCUUAUAGUCCGAAAAAUACGGUAGACUUUCUAGGUUUCUUUCCAGUCAAUGCAAGAAGAGAGAAGAAAAGGAAUAAAAGUUACAAUCCUACCAAAAGACAUCAGUUUGGAAGAACGAUAGGGAGAAUUGUCACUUUUAUGCAAGGAAUUGCAUAAACCAGGCAUUUUGCAGUCAUUCUAGCUGGUACCUACAAUUCCCCAAGUAAAUUCAAAAAAAUGUAAAUGCAGCCAUGUGAGCCUUCCGCGCUCUCAUGCAAACUAUUGGGGGUUCUUCCCUGAAAUUUUGUGAAUCUCAUAGUUUGGCAAACUUUUAAAUCGAUGAUUUUUCUUUUUGCUGUUCUUUGGCUUUGAUACCAUGUACAACCACACAGCACUGACCCAAAAUUGCUAAUUUACGAGGCAUUGCCCAUAAUUCUAGAAUUUUCAGUAUCGGGUUAGCUUUUUGUUAUAUCCAGGCCCAGUAAAAUAACCUUUCAGUAUUUCCAUUUUACAGAUUUUUUGAGUGCAGAGUCAAGAUCACACUUGGGUAUAUACUUCAAUUUAGGGCUGCAUGCUGCAGCUUGAAGACUAAAACCCUGAAAUGUUUCUGCUUUAUGUAAUUGGAGAACCAAUCUUUUUUUUUUUUUUUUGUAUGUAUCGACAAAAACUGGAUUCUGUAAAUUGCAUAAAUUCCUCAUAUUGGAUAACUUUA